UCUUGAGGGAUUUCUCUUUGGUCUCCGUCUUAUUCCAAGCACUCACCGUUCCCCUCCCCCCCAUUCUCCUCACGCUGUUGUGAAGGCGCGUCUCCGAACAAAGUGCCAGGGCUGAGGCGGCAGCGGCUUGAACGGAGAAAAGCCCCGUGACAGGUCAGCACCCGGUGGCAGGAUUCUAAUCAUGUCUGACAAAAGUGAGCUGAAGGCAGAGUUGGAGCGUAAGAAACAACGCUUGGCUCAAAUUAGAGAGGAGAAGAAGAGAAAAGAGGAAGAAAGAAAGAAAAAGGAAACUGAUCAGAAGAAAGAAGCUCUUCCUGUACAAGAUGAGUCUGACCUUGAAAAGAAGAGGCGGGAAGCUGAAGCAUUGCUUCAAAGUAUGGGUUUAACACCAGAAGCUCCUAUGGUCCCCCCUCCUAUGUCUCCAUCGUCAAAAUCUGUGAGCACACCAAGUGAAGCUGGGAGCCAGGAUUCCGGUGAUGGUGCUGUUGGUUCUAGGACGCUGCAUUGGGAUACUGAUCCAUCAGUUCUACAGCUUCACUCUGAUUCCGAUCUGGGACGUGGACCCAUUAAGCUUGCAAUGUCCAAAAUUACGCAGGUUGACUUUCCUCCUCGAGAAAUGGUCACAUACACGAAGGAAACCCAAACACCAGUUAUGACUCAGCCAAAGGAAGAUGAAGAAGAUGAGGAUGAUGUAGUAGUACAAAAACCACCAGUUGAACCUGAGGAAGAAAAAACUUUGAAAAAAGAGGAGGAGGAGGAAGUUGCCCCUCAUGAACUGACGGAAGAAGAAAAGCAACAAAUCUUGCAUUCUGAAGAAUUUUUGAGCUUCUUUGACCAUUCUACAAGGAUUGUAGAAAGAGCUCUUUCUGAGCAAAUUAACAUUUUCUUUGACUACAGUGGACGAGACUUGGAAGACAAAGAAGGAGAAAUUCAGGCAGGUGCUAAACUGUCCUUAAACAGGCAGUUUUUUGAUGAGCGUUGGUCAAAGCAUCGUGUUGUUACCUGCUUGGACUGGUCAUCUCAGUACCCAGAGUUACUAGUAGCUUCCUAUAACAACAAUGAAGAUGCCCCCCAUGAGCCUGAUGGGGUGGCCCUUGUGUGGAAUAUGAAAUACAAAAAAACAACUCCAGAGUAUGUCUUUCACUGCCAGUCAGCUGUAAUGUCUGCUACAUUUGCAAAAUUUCAUCCAAAUUUGGUGGUUGGUGGCACAUAUUCAGGACAAAUUGUGCUGUGGGAUAACCGCAGCAAUAAGCGAACCCCAGUUCAGAGAACUCCCCUUUCAGCUGCUGCUCAUACGCAUCCUGUAUACUGUGUGAAUGUGGUGGGGACACAGAAUGCCCAUAACCUUAUCAGCAUCUCGACUGAUGGAAAGAUCUGUUCAUGGAGUCUGGAUAUGCUUUCACAGCCACAGGAUAGCAUGGAGCUAGUUCAUAAGCAAUCCAAGGCUGUAGCUGUCACUUGUAUGUCUUUCCCUGUUGGAGAUGUCAACAACUUUGUCGUUGGAAGUGAGGAAGGCUCUGUGUACACAGCAUGUCGCCAUGGCAGCAAAGCUGGAAUCAGUGAGAUGUUUGAAGGUCACCAAGGACCAAUCACAGGUAUUCAUUGCCAUGCAGCAGUUGGACCUGUAGACUUUUCCCAUCUCUUUGUCACUUCUUCUUUUGACUGGACUGUAAAGCUUUGGACGACCAAGAACAACAAGCCUCUCUAUUCAUUUGAAGACAACUCAGGCUAUGUUUAUGAUGUGAUGUGGUCACCCACUCACCCUGCUCUCUUUGCUUGUGUGGAUGGAAUGGGAAGGCUUGACCUAUGGAAUCUCAACAAUGAUACUGAGGUGCCAACAGCGAGCAUUACAGUGGAAGGUAAUCCUGCCCUUAAUCAUGUAAGAUGGACAAAUUCAGGCCGAGAAAUUGCUGUUGGAGAUUCAGAAGGACAAAUAGUAAUUUAUGAUGUUGGCGAGCAAAUUGCUGUUCCCCGAAAUGAUGAAUGGACACGGUUUGGUCGGACAUUAGCAGAAAUUAAUGCAAACAGAGCUGAUGCUGAAGAGGAAGCAGCAACCCGAAUUCCUUCUUAAGUCUUUCAGAUACUAUUGAAUUUAGGAUGGGUUAAAAGUCCAACUUUCAGUGGCAUAUAACUAUUUCUGAACAAUUAAGUUAUGUAUGUUUCUAAAUAAGAGCCUUCCCUAAUUAAACUGAUGGGCUAUGCUGAGGUGGGAAAACGUUAUGAACCUGCUUAAAAGUUAAGCAUGUAUCUGUUCACAGUAACCUUUAUCCUAGUUAUUAUAUAAUAGGCUGCAGGCUACAGUGGUUGGACAUGUAUAUGAUUAAAAAUAAUAUGUAACACUUUUUUUUAGUAAUGGAAACUUUCUAAAAUACCUACUGAAUACUUUGGAUUUUUUUGUUAAAUUUGUGCAGUAUAGUAAGAUUUCUUUAUAAAUAAACAGUACAUGACCCUUUUCUCACAA
Molecule: messenger RNA, 2461 nt
Organism: Elgaria multicarinata webbii
Lineage: Eukaryota; Metazoa; Chordata; Lepidosauria; Squamata; Anguidae
Gene: DYNC1I2
Product: dynein cytoplasmic 1 intermediate chain 2
Exons: 17
Coding region: 182-2071 (629 amino acids)
Biological process (GO): transport along microtubule
Cellular component (GO): cytoplasmic dynein complex
Molecular function (GO): dynein heavy chain binding; dynein light chain binding
Source: RefSeq, a predicted model, not a curated record